This is a messenger RNA of Neoarthrinium moseri, 1164 nucleotides long. RefSeq lists its product as uncharacterized. Lineage: Eukaryota; Fungi; Ascomycota; Sordariomycetes; Amphisphaeriales; Apiosporaceae. Bases 1 to 1164 code for a protein of 387 amino acids. The record is from RefSeq and is a predicted model, not a curated record. Gene Ontology annotation, molecular function: D-serine ammonia-lyase activity. The transcript has 4 exons. Gene Ontology annotation, biological process: D-serine catabolic process.
AUGGAUUACUCUCUUGAACACCACCAGUCCUAUAUCGGCAAGCCGGUGUCGGACUUGCCUACUCCCUCACUCAUAAUCAGCCUUCCGGCCGUAAAGAAAAAUGUAGAGACCCUCCACAAAGACGUCGAGGGGCUUGGUAUCCGAUUUAGACCGCAUGUCAAGACGCUCAAGGCUCUCGAGGUCACGAGGAUGAUGUUAGGAGAGGGGAAGCACAGAGCAGUGGUGGCAUCGACGUUGGCAGAGAUCCGUGGAGUUCUGCCCUUGGCGAAAGAAGGCCUGCUUGAUGAAUGUCUGUACGGCUUGCCCGUUGUAUCCAGCUACCUGCCCCAGCUGGCAGAGCUGCGAAAGUCCCUGAGAAUCCUCCUCAUGGUGGACAAUGAGCAGCAGGUUUCCCUUCUCGAAAGGUUUGGCGCAGACCAGCCAUGGGACAUCUUUAUCAAGAUCGAUGUGGGCACCCAUCGUGCUGGCGUGCUUGCAGGAAGCUCGGCACUGCAUAGCUUGGUCAAGCGGGCUGAAGCAUCGAAUCAUGCUCAGAUCUAUGGCUUCUACUGCCACGCUGGGCACUCGUACGCUAGCCGGACCUCGGAACAAGCUCAGCAGACGCUAAGCGAGGAGUUCUCGAGCGUUAUAGGUGCAUCAGGCCUCUUGCCUGCAGACCGCGAGCUCGUCGUGUCUAUUGGCUCGACGCCCACUGCUCACGUUGUGAGUAGUUUGAAGGCGCAGCUGCCGGGGAACACCAAACUGGAGCUUCAUGCAGGAAACUUCCCUGCCAAUGAUCUACAACAGGUGUCAACUAGUCUGGUACAAAUACAAGACCAAGCGGUUCGAAUCGCCGCCGAAGUCUGUAGCGUCUACCCCGAACGGAACGAGGCCUUGAUUAAUGCAGGAGCUAUCGCAUUAUCCAAAGAAGUAAGCCCGAAUUAUCCUGGGUUUGGUACUGUGGUGGGUAAACUCGAUUGGGGCGUCAUCCGCGUUUCCCAGGAACAUGGUAUCCUGGCUUCCUCCAAGACUGGUGCGUUGGCGGAUAAGGAGUUCCAUGUAGGCCAGCGGGUCUACCUGUACUGCAACCAUGCAUGUAUCACAGCGGCGGCCUUUUACGUGUAUUAUGUUGUGGAUGCAAAUGAUAUCGUUGUGGCAACCUGGAUUCCUUGGAAGGGCUGGUAA